Prunus persica (peach) is the source of this 813-nucleotide messenger RNA. RefSeq lists its product as uncharacterized. The transcript has a single exon. The coding region runs from base 1 to 813 and encodes 270 amino acids. The record is from RefSeq and is a predicted model, not a curated record. NCBI's taxonomy places the organism in Eukaryota, Viridiplantae, Streptophyta, Magnoliopsida, Rosales, Rosaceae.
AUGCCAAACUAUGGAAAGUUCAUCGAGGACAUCUUAAGCAAAAAGAGACGUUUGGAAGAUACAGAGAUGGUGGAAUUGACGGAGCAGUGUAGCGCAGUAAUACAAAGUCAUCUAUCACCUAAGCGAAAGGAUCCAGGGAAUUUUUCUAUUCCUUGCACCAUUGGCACUAUUUCUUUUCAAAGAGCAUUGUGUGAUCUAGGUUCUAGUAUUAAUUUAAUGCCUUUGUCUGUAGCUAAAAGAAUUGGUUUGGGAGAAAUUAAGAAAACUAAUAUUUCUUUGCAGAUGGCGGAUAGAUCACUUACAUAUCCUCAAGGCAUUCUUGAAGAUGUACUAGUGAAGGUGGAUAAAUUCAUAUUCCCAGUUGAUUUCAUAGUUUUGGAUAUGGAAGAAGAUGUCGACACUCCAAUUAUUUUAGGCCACCCAUUUCUCAUUACGGGAAGAAUGAUAAUUGACGUAGAAAAAGGUUCUUUGAUCCUACGAGAUGCCGAUCAAGAGGUGGAAUUCAAAGUUUUUGAUGCAACCAAGUAUCCCAUUGAUUCGGAGUAUUGUGUUCGUUUAGAAGCAGUAGAUCAUGUUGUUCGACCACAAUUCAUGGAGGACUACCCAAAAGAUCCACUAAAAGCAAGUUUGGUUCAUGAUAUAAAGGUAGGAGAGGAGCCACACGUGCUCGACAUGGUGAACAUAUUGGAAACCAAGGCCAUCCCAACCACCACUGCCUUUGCAAUCAACAAAAAGAGACCUUCACUCUCCACGAUCCUGGGUGAUAAUCAUUCCAAAAGUUGGGCAGGGUACUAUAAACCAAGCGCUUGUUAG